AUUUCAUACACGGCAUGCCUCCGGUAAAGGACGAGUCAAUACAGGAAACAAAUUGCCUGGAAAUUAUAAAUAUUGUGGAGAAAAGUCCCGCAAAAAGCACAUUGGUUGAUGUAAGGGCUUGCAACAAACCUGCCACCAAGUGUUAGUUACAGUGCGUCACGUGGGCAGCUGGUUAUGUUUUUUGUGUACACGAUUAGUUAAGAUGCACAGGACUGUCUAGUGUGAGUGCCUCUAUGUAGUGCAUGCUUUAGCACCUGAACACGGAUACAUCAUGACUAAUUCACAGGUCUGGUUCCGCGGCGUGAGGAGCUCCAAGUUCCGCCAUGUGUACGGCGUGCCCUCAAAGCGGGAGCGCUGCUAUGACAACAUCAAGAUCACCAGGAACGCGCAUGAUUCCAACUUCUGCGCCGUCAAUCCAAAGUUCGUGGCAAUUGUCACUGAGGUCGCGGGUGGAGGCGCGUUCCUCGUCUUGCCUUUGGAUCAUACCGGACGCCUAGACUUCAACGCGAGCCGCGUCACGGGCCACAAAGGCCCAGUCCUCGACAUCAAGUGGAACCCCUUCAAUGAUAACAUCAUCGCGUCGUGUUCCGAUGACUGCACGGUGAAAUUAUGGCACAUACCCGACGGCGGUCUGUCCAUGCAUCUGACAGAUUGGUUGGUGGAUCUCCACGGACACAAGCGCAGAGUAGCGUAUAUCGAGUGGCACCCUACCGCCGAAAACAUACUACUGAGCGCUGGCUUUGACUACUUGAUCUUCGUCUGGGACGUGGGCAAGGGCGAGGCGGUAAAGGUGAUCGACUGCCACAGCGACGUGAUCUACUGCAUGUCGUUCAACCGCGACGGCUCGCUACUGGCCACCACCAGCAAGGACAAGAAGCUGCGAGUCAUUGAACCGAGGAGCGGGAUCGUGCUAUCCGAAGGCCCCUGCCACCUAGGCACCAAAGCGUCCAAGUGCACAUUCCUUGGCAGCUCAGGCAAAGUCCUGACGACAGGAUUCUCUCGCUACAGCGACCGACAGUACGCGAUCUGGGACCAACACAACUUGGAGAAACCUCUGGCCUGUGAGACCAUCGACAGCUCUUCAGGCGUCGUGUUCCCCUACUACGACUAUGAUACUAAUAUGGUUUACCUUGCGGGCAAGGGAGACGGGAACAUCCGAUACUACGAAGUGGUCGACGAGGCUCCGUACGUGCACUUCCUCAACCAGUUUCUAUCUGGCAACCCUCAACGAGGCCUAGGCUUUAUGCCGAAACGCGGCGUGAACACGGCGCUGUGCGAGGUGUUCCGCUUCUACAAGCUGCACACGUCCCGCGGGCUGUGCGAGCCCAUCGCCAUGAUCGUGCCACGCAAGUCCGACUGCUUCCAGGAGGACCUGUACCCGGACACGGCGGCGCCGCUGCCGGCGCUGGCGGCGCGGGACUGGCUGAGCGGCAUCAACGCGCCGCCGCUGCUCAUUAGCAUGAAGACUGGAGUAACAAUAUCGACGCACAAGCCACGCACCAGCAACAAGGACGCGCCAGCGCUACAGCCACAGGACGCCAACAACCGCAAGAAGUUCGCCUUCCUCUCCCGGGAGACCACGCCCGACUACCGGCCUCUAGCUACUUGGCAGGAGAACCACGCCAACAUCGACAACGACAUACAGAUGCAGGUGAUAGAGAAGUCCCAGAAAACGAGCGCGAACCAGAACACAAAGUUCCACCAGCUACAGAAAAUGUUCGGCAAGCAGGGCGGCGAGGCCGAGCCCGUGCCGCUCUACAAGCAGAUCAACCAGGGCGACGUGUUCAGCACAGAGAAUGAGCUGCGGCUCGCAUUCAACCAGCAAGGCGAGGAGCUGCGCAUCGUGAAGCGGCAGCUGCAGAACAGCCAGCUGCGCGUGCGCGAGCUCGAGCAGGCCGUCGCCGUGCUGCAGGCGCAGGCGCACAUGCAGCGCGACGCCAACUAAACAACACCACACACACAAGCGCACAACCACAACCACAUUGUAAACCGCGGUGAACGUCAACUAGUGGCGAGGCAGAGAUCAUUUUUUUGCUUUUAAAUCUUUUUACUUAUAAAUGUUUGAUCGCCGAGCACAAAAAAAUCUUUCUUGAUUCUUGAGUUUAUAUACACGUGGACCGUGGCUAAAAAUAAGUGCAUUCUCGUUGCCAGGGAGGUUUUAGGAUUAUACUGAGCUACUUUUACUAUGAUGGGACGAACCCCGAAAUCACGAAAAAAAAUUUGGCUGUUUCAUACAUGUUGGCUGGUCUAUUUUCUAUGGGAGGGUAAAAUUUUUUUCGGGAUUUCGUGGUUGGUCCCGUAGUAAAAGUUGCUCAGUAUAAUUCCAAAACCCCCCUGGCAACGGGAAUGCAUUUAUUUUUUAGCCACCCUGUAGAAUUUCCGAAAAACAUUCGUGGUCACAUUUAAACAGAAAUGGUACUAGACUAUUAGACUUUCUAGCCACAAACGUCUGUGCCUGUAGAUAUCAAACUGUAGGUCCUGGACUUCUGCCUAAUAACCGGAAAUGCCAUGAAAAAAUAUAACCGGUUCUUAAAAAUGUGACCACGGAAAUGAGACGAUUGAAACACUAAUUAGUCACAAGAGCGAUAACAUGGUCGCGUUAUUAUCGCCUGUCACGUUCUAACAAGUAUAUAAGUGACGCAUGAAACGACAGACGAUAAAAGGCGACAAUGAAAUGAAUAUAAUGAUACGCCUUUUAACUACAUCAUCAUCAUAUCAGCCCUUUAUCGCCCACUGCUGAGCAUAGGCCUCUCUUCUAGUACGCCACUUGUCCCGGUCCUGAGCUAAUCUCAUCCAGAAGUGACCUGCCACUAAGUCUAGUAAUCUCUGUCUAACCGCCGCUACGUUACGUGUAACAAGAUAUUACAGUCUGAGCCUCUUUUGGGAGCUGGUUGAAGGAUUAACCUUAUACAAGGUUUGAGAGUGAUAAUAAUGUGACUUACGUUAGCUUAAACGGAAGUGUUUUUUAGCUUUUAGAGAAUGCCAAAUGAAACGAAUGCGACAGUAGAUAGGAUUUCUCAAAAGAUCUCAUUAGCAACUCUAUAAUCGAUCUAUCAUUCCAUCUCAACUUCUAGAGUCUACUUGUAUUGUAGUACGACUACGUUAGAAAUGAAAAUAAGUACAAGUUUACAAUGUGCGAUGUCUUAAUGUUGUACUUGCUCAUGCUGCUAUUAUUUGCUAGUGAGAACAUUAUGACUUAAGACGCCAUGACCUCUCUGAUAGCCGUAAAGACGCUUAGUGUAUGAUGUAAAUUGUCUUGUCAUUUUGUCACAAGUUCUACAAAGUAAAUGCUCAAUGGCCACAUCAGUAGAAAAAUGUAGGUCUAUGUGUGCACUUUUUAUGCUUAAAAUCUUUGUGAUGGCGGCUUCCAAAAAUUUAAACUUACAUCCAGUAUUAGGGGCUAUUAAAUAAAUACCUAAAGGAUGAUUGUGGACAAUUUAAAAUUAUACAAACCUCUCAAUUUGAACAUUACAACGGAAAAAUAUAUGCUAUCGUGGGAUGGAUGUACAUUCCAAUUGGCCUCUUACGUAAGCAAUGAUAAUGGAUCAUCUCUUUUAAUUGAAAUUUCCACAGUUAGCCAAUAAGUUGCCAAAAUAUAUGUUGUAAAUUUUAGAAAUGUUACUUUGUGUAUUGUGUUGCAAGCUUUUUAUUUCGCCACGACGAAUCUAAUCUUAAAUUAUCACAAAACGAUGUUUAUAUGUGUAUCUGUUGAUACUGUAUUUCUUUAUUGAUAAUGAUUUACAUUCUUUUAUUAGUGAUUUUAUAGUUUUGAUAAUUAGUUAUUAUGUUUACAAUUAAUGUGCAAUUCAAAUUAGGGUGAAAAAGUUAUGGUUUGUUAAGAUCAUAUAAAGAGAGGCACCUUUUUAAGAGGCACAUGAUAAAUUUUAUUCCAAGUGUUACAGUUAAGUUGACAUUUUGUUAGUGAUUGUUUUAAGAGUCUGAUUUUGAUAAUAGUGUUACCUGUUAUUUUAUAAUUACGAUGUGUAUGUGCUUUCUAUGUAGUUUUUAUAACAUUUCACUGUAUUAUUUCAGUUUAAUGCAUUUAACUUUUGUUGUAAGUAUGCAAUGAAAUAAGUCCUAAAUGAAUCUAUUUUAGUGCAAGCAAGUAAUACACAAUUGGGAAUGGUAAAGUUACCAGUUUCAUUAAAAAGUUAAUCUUAUAGUUAAAAAUAAACCUUGUAUUUUUAAGGAGCUAGUGUUUUUCAAAGAUCUUCUGACUAUUGAAACUUCUAACAUGACUAGGAAUUUAAAAGUAUGACGUAGCGUACUAGCUUAGCAUUGGAUUUAUAAACAAUUUGAUAUAACUUUACUAUUCAAAAGGCCCAAACGACUCAAAAAUAACGGUACUAAACAUUUACAUUCCAAUUUCAGUCUAAAAGGCAUAAUUAUUGUAGUAAUAAUAAUGAAAGUAUUAUUGUGCAUUAGCUGGUUUGAUUACUUACUCGGCUAAAGUCAGUGUUAAUAUUUAUUAUGUAUUUUUAUAUCAUGCUUGUGUAGCACAAAUUUUCAAAUAAAUGUUUGAACAGUA
This is a messenger RNA of Cydia strobilella, 4528 nucleotides long. RefSeq names its product coronin-2B-like. Gene Ontology annotation, molecular function: actin filament binding. The transcript is spliced from 13 exons. The record is from RefSeq and is a predicted model, not a curated record. NCBI's taxonomy places the organism in Eukaryota, Metazoa, Arthropoda, Insecta, Lepidoptera, Tortricidae. The coding region runs from base 272 to 1945 and encodes 557 amino acids.